GAUGGGUAAAUAUAUUUGAAUGUCGAACUUCUCCAAACUCUUUACCCAAAGGGCUUCUUCUUCAACCAUCAUGUCCAAAAACAGUGUUGAUCAUCUUUCCACAAAUUCAUUGGUGUCUCGAAUAAUACAUGCACCAGCAUGCAUCAUAGAUGAAUAAAGUAUGCUACCGAGUUGGCCCCAUCACACCUUCAAAGGGUAUAUGCAUUAAUAUUUCUCUCCAAGUCAAGUCUCUCUUAUAUAUAAAUACAACCCGGUUGGUAUAGUUACUUUCUUAAACCAUAUUUCCGCGUUUCAGACAGCGAUAAACUAUAGCUGCUAAAUGAUUCUCUUCAAUUACAUUUCCGCCACUCUUAGGUCAACCUCUGCCGUGCUUCUUUCUGAUGCUACAGGCAUCAAGAAAUAUAGCGCAAGAGAUGUUUCUAACAAUUAUAUAAUACAAAGAAAUGGUCCUGGACUCUUGCCCAAGCGAUCUUUGCAGUUGUCAUGGGUCAGGAGAGAUGGAUCAGCUAUUGAGCUUGUUUGCAGAAACCCCAAAGUUUUCACAAAGAGGAGUAGAGGACUAAAAGUGAGUGCAUUUACUGAAGAGCAGGAAGCUCUAGUGGUCAAAUCAUGGAACUCAAUGAAGAAAAAUGCUGGUGAAUUGGGUGUAAAGUUUUUUCUGAAAAUCUUUGAGAUCGCACCAUCUGCAAAGAAGCUGUUCACAUUUUUGAGAGACUCAGAUGUUCCUGUGGAGCAGAAUCCGAAGCUUAAACCUCAUGCCAUGACUGUAUUUGUUAUGACCUGUGAAUCAGCUGUGCUACUUAGGAAGGCUGGUAAAGUUACUGUGAAAGAAUCCAAUCUGAAAGAUUUAGGAGCUACUCAUUUCAGAUAUGGGGUCGUUGAUGAACAUUUUGAGGUCACUAAGUUUGCAUUGCUCGAAACUAUAAAGGAAGCAGUACCAGAAAUGUGGUCACCUGACAUGAAGAAUGCAUGGGCAGAAGCUUAUGAUCAGUUGGUUACUGCUAUCAAAAACGAAAUGAAGUCUCCUUCCUAAGUGUUUGUCAAAAUAAAGAUAUUUUGAUUCACAAUAAUAAUCAUGUUAUUAAUCCUUUAUUGGCCUGCAAUUUAUCUGUCUGUAAUAGCAGUUUCGUUUGAAAACAAUAGUGAAGUAGCACUAGAAAUAUAGACAUUAAAUGUGAUGAUAUUCUUGCA
Molecule: messenger RNA, 1191 nt
Organism: Ricinus communis (castor bean)
Lineage: Eukaryota; Viridiplantae; Streptophyta; Magnoliopsida; Malpighiales; Euphorbiaceae
Product: non-symbiotic hemoglobin 1-like
Exons: 6
Coding region: 320-1033 (237 amino acids)
Molecular function (GO): oxygen binding; heme binding
Source: RefSeq, a predicted model, not a curated record